Podarcis lilfordi (Lilford's wall lizard) is the source of this 531-nucleotide messenger RNA. The record is from the annotation of a GenBank genome assembly. NCBI's taxonomy places the organism in Eukaryota, Metazoa, Chordata, Lepidosauria, Squamata, Lacertidae.
AUGCAGGUGGUAGAGAUUCGGGAGACGGAGGCACCAGCGUCGGAGGCCCAGGCAGAAGAGACUUUGGCGGCGGAGGAACCAGCAGCAGCAUUAGAGGCGCAGGUGGAAGAGGCUGAGGCGGCGAAGGCACCUGCACCAGUGGCAGAGGCCCAGGCAUUAGAGAUUUUGGCGGCGGAGGCACCAGCGACAGUGGCAGAGGCGCAGGCAGUAGAGGCUGAGGCGGUGGAGGCACCAGCGGCAGCGGUAGAGGCCCAGGCGAUAGAGGCUCAGGCGGAGGAGGCACCAGUGCCAGAGGUGCAGGUUGUAGAGAUUCAGAUGGCAGAGGCAGCAGCAGCAGUGUCAGAGGCCCAGGCGGUAAAGGAUCUGGCGGAGGAGGGGCCAGCGGCAGCGGCAAAGGCCCAGACGGUAGAGGCUCAGGCAUUGGAGGCACAAGCGGAAGCGGCAGCAGCAGGAACCAGCGGCAGAAGGGCAGGUGAUAGAGAUUCAGGCUACGGAGGCACCAGCAGCAGCGGCAGACCCCAGGCAGUAUAG